Molecule: messenger RNA, 3642 nt
Organism: Saccostrea echinata
Lineage: Eukaryota; Metazoa; Mollusca; Bivalvia; Ostreida; Ostreidae
Exons: 6
Coding region: 5-3373 (1122 amino acids)
Biological process (GO): lipid transport; lipoprotein metabolic process
Cellular component (GO): membrane; extracellular region
Molecular function (GO): lipid binding
Source: RefSeq, a predicted model, not a curated record
GAUUAUGGCUGAACUGAAUCCAUUUCUGCCCAAAGUUUCAUGGAGAGAGGAAGCAAAUGCCAUUGUUGAGGUGGGUUUCUCUCUAAAGUACAACGAUUUUUCAGACUUAUUCAAGAUCAUUUCAGUUAACCAACGAAAUGAAAUACAAACAAGAACGAAAGCCCGUAUAGUAACAAGUAACUUUGAACGAGAAGAAAGAGACUAUUUUCAGCUGUUCAAACCUUCACAGUAUGAAGUGUCUAGAGGAGAUUCAGCUUUCACUGCAUUUGACAGAGAUCUUAAAAAUUUGAAGGAUUUUUCCUUUUCUCCGAGCUUGCGAGAAGUUUAUGCAGCUGCUGAUAUCUUACAAAAAGCCAUAUGUUUGAUAACAUUGCAAAAGGGCACUACAGAGUUUAGAGGAAUAGAUAUUCACCCGUUUCUACAUAAGGGUGAAGAAGAUCUGAAAACCAUCGUUAUUGUUUUGAAGUUUUUCGAAGGUGGCGUAUAUUUUCAAGAAGUUAACUGGCCCGAGGAUCGCCCAUUAGAAACAUCACCUUUCACAAUUAUAAAUAAAAAUCAUGAAAAAUGCCUGGAUAGAAGAUUCUGCAACAGUUUUGACGUUUUAAAGGAUGGCUUUAACUUCAAUUUCCUCUGUAGUGAUACAAACGUAACAAAUGAUGAUGGUUUGACGAUUUUUGAAGUUCUCGGUGAUGUUUUUUACGCAGAUAAAGCUGCCAAUUUCUUCGUCAGAGAAUUAGUUGGUGUUCAUCAGUUAUAUCCACUUCAUAAAGACGUAUAUGCUCGAUUGAUGGAAAAGAAAAUGAAUGUGUAUAUAAAAGAAGAGGACAUUAAACGCGCUAAUGAUGAAAAAGAUCCAAAGAAAAGAGGAAAAUUACAAGAAAAAAAUCGUACAAAUGCUCAAGAGAAACAUUUGAAGGAAUGGAAAAUAUUAGGCGAAGGGGACAGUUUUGCCGUUGCUAGUUUAUAUCACAUUGAGUUGUAUGUUUCUGACGGAAGCAGACAUGAUAUGUUUCAUCCUAUCUGUACAUCUGUUAUUGCUGUUUUCAAGUCGUCUCUUUUCGUGCAGAGGGCAAAGGGUUUGAAUUUGAUAGGAAAAUACUAUGGAGUUUCUUGUCAAAGUAAAAAACCGGAAGUGAUCGGCAACUUCCCUUUGAUCUCAGGAAAGAAGGAGGAGUUCAUCUUUAAUCAGCUCAAGAAAACAGCUUAUAUUUGCUGCCCACCAGAAGGUCGAGGACACACCAGUGCGCAUAGACACCUGAAACAUAUCAAGGAGUCUAAAACACGUUUGGACGAAAUACAGCCAUUCCCGACAAUCAGGACAAAACUUCAAGUUGCAAUAAGCGUCAGCCUUGAAAUGGAAGGUAGACGAAUUGACCACAUAGAGAAUGGAACAUUAGAACAAUGCCUCAGCAAGGAAAUCUUUGGUUCCCAAAGUCAAGAAUGUAUUGAAAGAUUACGGGAAGUCAUUCCUGGCAUUUCGACAGACAACGAUCCUGAGAAAAGAUUGGAAACAGCUUCCAAAGCGAUCAACAUUCCAAUAUAUGUUCUUCGCUUCAAAGACAGAGAAAAAUGUUGGAAGCGAUAUGUUCCUUCAAACGUAGAAACAUCAGACAGACAGCAGUGUACUUUUUAUAUUACCUUUCUACAAGUAGAUAUGGAUGACUAUAUUUGGUUCGAAAGAAUCGUUCCAAUCAAAGGAUGUAACUGUAGUAUUUUUUCGCCGGAAGUUGCAAACUUAAGAAAAGAAGAUCAGAGCUACACCGAAACGCUCUGUAUUGCACAUGAACAAAGACAUACCCCACUUGUUACCUUUCUGACAGAAGAUCCAGAAAUGAUUUUAUUUACACAUGAGGAGCGACAGUAUCCACUUUUUACCAGGUUUUCUGAAACGCGAUCAAUUUUGGAUCGGCCUGACAUGAAAGACAGAAUGAUUGACGCUAACGAUGAUAGCUUCUAUUCCCUGUAUAGAUGUAUCAGUAAAGAAAUCUUUGGAACCGAAAAUCAUUAUGAAUUGAUAAGAAAUGAGGUACUUUUAGAAAUACUUAACAAUCCUGCUAUAUACGCUAAAUUUCUCCGCGACGAACGACAAUCAAAGCAUAAGGAAGAAAUGGACGAGUUUUUGGAUAACUUUCGAUUUCGCAAACACUCAUUCCUUGACAAGAUUAUACCUCGAAGUGUACUAGAGAGAAAUGAGGUUUUAUUCUUUUCAAAUCGUAUUGAAGAUGGUUUAGAAUUAGAAGACCUAGAGCUGUUUGCCACCGCCACUUGCUUUCAAUGCAGCAUUUACGUUGUGUCUAUUGUAAAGAAAGAAACAGAAAUAGAAGAAUUUUCAGGAUGGAGAAAAAUAGAAAAACUGCGCGUAAAAACAAAGCCAUUGGGUUUAGAAAACAGGAUAUUUCAAAGUCAAUGUCAAAAUACAGUGGAACAUUAUGUUACUCUUUUUAAGACAUGUGCUGGAAUUUAUCAGAGAAUCGCAGGGAACAAAGAGUCUAUUGUAUGUAACUGUUUACAAGAGCCACCAGUAGUCCCUUCAAUGAUUAAAAGAGAUGAUUCUAUCAAGAGAAAAGAUUUUGACAUUGGAAUCAUCAGAGUUUAUCAGGGGAUUGAAAGUCAACUUUACAGGACACAGCAAAGAUUUGAAUUCUGGAUGAGAUGUAACAUUAUAUUCGAAAAGUUCUGCACAGAUUCCAUCAAUCUUCUGGAGGGACGAAGGAAGAAAAGUAAUAUUGCCAGUAUUACAGGGUCAUCCAUUGGUUUGAUAGGCGGUGCACUAGCAGCUGCAGGCAUUUUCGCCUCACCCGUCACGGCGGGGGCAUCUCUAGGCCUUGUAGUAGCUGGCGGUGUAGUUUCUGGUUUAGGAAGUGUUGCUUCUGUGAUUUCGAAACUCACAGAGUUAGGCUUAAAUAAAAAGGAAUCAAAUUUAUACAAACGGCUACAAAUGAAUAUGAGAGAACACUCAAGACGCUUAGAAAAUGAAACACAGAAUCUUGAAGAAGUUAUGAUGAAGUUGGAUGAAAUUAUUAAAUCUAAGACAGGUAUUGCAAAUAAAUUAUCAAGGGCAGAUCCCGUACGAUCAUCAGCCAUCUACCUAAGAUCUGUCAGUGGAAUAGCCUCAUUACCAAUAGCAGUUUUACGAGCUUUAUCACGAGCUAUUGUCGCUGCAGAGGCAUUUUUUAUUCCAGCGUCUGUGUUAUUAGAUGGCGUUAUUUUAGUUUUAUCGGCGCGAAACUUGUACAAGGGCUCUAUUACUGGAAAGUCAAAAGAGCUAAGGACAAUGCGGAACUUUUUAAAACUUACAAGGAUUCAGAUGGUAAUAUGGGCAUUUGGAAACGAUGCAAGACAGUAUAUUUACGAAUGCGAGGAUGCUGACUGACUCUCCAAUAAACCCUUUGAGAAUUUGAAGAGGAUAAACUGAUGCGAACGUUUAUCGGACGCGAAAUCUACGGCAUACGUCACUGUUUAACGAUUUGAUGUGACGUCUCAGUAUAACUGAAUAAGUGAAACCCUCUGCCUAUGGAGGGUUCCAAACUCUCAUUUCAGCUUGUUCAUAGACUUUGUUUUAUGGUGCCUCGAAUUAGAAUUUUCAAAUAUAUUUAAUGUAGUUCUGAGUUUAUUUAAACGCACAAAAUUUUAAAGGUAAUA